Pomacea canaliculata is the source of this 3273-nucleotide messenger RNA. Its product is annotated as rho guanine nucleotide exchange factor 10-like. Bases 1737 to 3137 code for a protein of 466 amino acids. The record is from RefSeq and is a predicted model, not a curated record. Lineage: Eukaryota; Metazoa; Mollusca; Gastropoda; Architaenioglossa; Ampullariidae. Gene Ontology annotation, cellular component: cytoplasm. The transcript is spliced from 9 exons. Gene Ontology annotation, molecular function: guanyl-nucleotide exchange factor activity.
AUUUUACCACUGGACUUUUUUUUAGGGGACUGUCCCACUUUACAUCGCUUUGCAGUGACACUGACACUCUUCACUCGGGAUUCACAGCGCGAGUUGCACUCAGGAGAGCGGCGGUUACACUUGAAAUAGCUUUGACAACGUGCAUCUACCGCCGGCCCACCUGGCACACCUGGCACACCUGGCACAGGUGAUGUCGCCUGCUUGUCGCGGAGAGAGAACAGGCAAAGGGCUGAAGCGAGAGGAUUUCUAAAACUGUGUUGCUUGGAGACAGGGAAGAUAUCUCAUAAUACAAAUCGAAGAUAAACGGCAAGAGAAUACCACGAGAAGAUGUAUAAAGUCAUCGGUAACGAGGACGGGUGGGCAAAGAGGAUUUGAUAUGACAUCACCCACCCUCAACAAGACAUCGUUUUCUCAAGGUUCGCUAAGGACCGUCUACAUCCGUUAUUCGCUUCGUUGAAUUAUUUUCGGACAGUGAAUGGCAGCCAGUACCCGAUCCCACCCGAGUGGUCAAGCUGUUUGAGCACCUGGCACAGCGGGUACUUGUACGUGUGUACAGAUAUGUCACUGUGUGGACGGGUGGGGUUGGUCGGGGCUUCCCAGGCCUCAGCGAUACAGACGACAGCCAAGAGGAAUUAAGGGUGUGGAGGGAAACGUUGUGAGAAAGCACUGUCAACAGAAACUACCCGUGCUGGUUUUGCGCUCAGCGAAAAGCUACCCGCGCUGGUUUACAAUAUAGCAUUUUUAAAAACAGUGACGUCAGGGGUAGGGAGAGGAGAAACAUUCAAUACGCCUCCUCGCUUGUAACCUUAGGAAAGCUCGCCUACUCGGUGGAAACUAAAACGAUAGAGAGUCAGUCAACAGAUACACCACAGACAGGACGGGUAUGUGUGUGUGUGAUCUACAUAACGGACAGUGUAGAUACAGGAAUCGUGUUCACUGUUCACUUCAGUCACUGUUCACCAUUUAGUCUUCUUGCAACUACUAAGAAAGGAUACAGGAAAGCCUUUGUGUACCCUAAAAAGGAUACAUGUAAACUGUAAACUUUCAAACAUGUCGAUCUUGUAAAAAAUUGUGGCAGGUGAUCGAGAAAAUGGUGUGACGUCAGCUGCAAGAGGAGAUAACCUCAAGUAGAAGGAGAGCACGGCUGGGUGGUAUACCGAACCCUAGUUCGUUGUAAGUUGAAAUCAAAAGGUUUUGAGAGGCGGAUAUCUGCCUCUUCUGUGGAAGGAUAACUGCGGGAUGCUGAUAACCGAGCAGGAGUUCGCUGAUUACCUCCACUUGCCUUACUGUCUCCCUUCGCUGGAUGGUGACACUCCAGAGUUUGUUUCCACGAUUCAUCAUCCGACAAACAUCGUGUCAUUUCAUUUUUGCUUCGUCAAUUGAAUGUCUAAACACAAAACAGACGACUACCUGUGCCCCAGCCAUCCAUCCCACGCGGGGCACGUCGCAAAGAAAGAAGAAACAGAAACACCUGGCGGUCGUGGCAGACAGAAACCUGUCACGUGUUUAAUUUGGUUGCCGGAGGGCAAGGACGUGAAGACAGCUGUAUGUCCCUGUCAUGGCUUGCGUAGGCCCGCCAGUGGUUGAGUGUACAAUAUUGAUUCCGAGGCUCGAACUGCAGAGUCUGUGUGUAACCUGCACUGUUGGUGACAUCAGCACCCGACUACAGGCGACGACAAACAGUGAGAGGAUGUAAACAGGUCAAGAGACCCUCCCUUCAUCUCUUCUUUAAACGAAUGGCAUUUUUUCAACGUUAUGCAUCAGCUCCUUUGCUUACGGAAGAUGCGGACUUCAGUCUUUCUAGUUCAUCCACCCGAACGACAGAAAACCAGAGCGAUGAAGAAUCCGUCACCAGCGACUCUUACUACACGCGUGAGCAUUCCACCAGCAGUCCACCCGAGGUGGUGUCCAUUCAGAGCUUCAGUGAGUCAGAGCAGUCGCCGGUGGUGCUGCGGAGGGGCUCCAAGAAGAAGCGACGAGCUCCACCUCCUCCGACUCAAUCGUCUUCGCUGACCGAAAAAUGUGAUGCCCUCAACAUCAGCAGGUUGUCGGCAGAUUCCGUCUGUUCGCGGAUCGAAUCCCUUCUCCUCCCUUAUCAGACCUCCACUGACUCGGAGAAUGUCGCCGACUCGGAGGCAGCUACGGAGGAGCAGAGCGAGGGUGACGAGCCUUCACGCUCUGGUCAACCUUCACCUCAAAUCUCACCCAAAGACAGGUCAAGGCUAUGGGCACUGAAGAACGCUCUCAGGUCCCCCAGAAACAUUCGUAAGACACCCCGGGUGGAUCCGAAGAAUGAUGACGACAAAAUGGGGUUUACUUCGUGGAGGAACACAAUCAUUGAGCCUCCUGAGUUUUCUGUGUGCACUUUUGCUUUUCUGUCCGAGGAUCUCUGGGACAUGGACACGGAGUUUGAGGUCAAACGGAUACCCGAAUAUGAGAAAUACCUCACGGAACUGCUUCAAGGAACACCUGAAGCUCACCCGGACUAUGAACAGCUUUCCCGGUCGGUUAAGAAGGUGCAAGAUAUGGUAAAGGACUGCGACGAUGACCUUCGAGGAGCCGACAACGAAAACAAGAUGGACGCUGUGCAGGACCGCUUCCCCCACGACGACCUGCAGUUGCAGAAGCGGAAAAAACACAGAAGCCCCGAGGUCUGUCAGCGCGCAGACGAUCAGCACCCAGUGCCGUGGUCUUCAAGACUCUUUCUGGAAGCCGCUCGAGAAGUAGUUCUGGUUUAUGGUCGCAGUCGAAUAUGGGACGAAAAGAUGUGGGCGACAGUUUUCAGUCCAUCAGACAACCCUCCGACCUCAACCGGCAAUACAUCAUGGAGGGACCAGUGGUCUUUGCCAGGGGUGUCCAGACGCAGGACCGAUAUCUCUUCCUCUUCAACGACCUUCUGCUGGUCGCCAAACAGAAGUCUAGCUCCACAUUCAAGCUCAAGUUUCGUGUUCAUCUGUGUGACGUGUGGCUGGCCGCCUGUCUGGAGGAGGUGUGUGAGAUCACAAGACCAGCAGAUCGGUCAUUCGUUCUGGGCUGGCCCACCUGCAACGUUGUGGCCACGUUCAAAGAUGCAGAAACCAAAGAGAGAUGGAGGGACAAACUGUCGCAGCAUGUUCAAGAACAAAAGCUUCGAAUAGAACCCAAAGAAUUUCAUCUCAAAAUAUGUGUCCGCGACGCAGAUAAGUCGGCCAGUAUCUGUCGGGUGACUGUCACUAAUACUACACAAGCCAGAGAGGUGCUCCAGGCAUGUGUGCAGCAACUCAGCAUUCCGGU